GGUGGCUGGGAGAAGUGACUGUGGGGACGAGAGCGGCCGCCUGGUCCUCGCUUUCACCACCUGCGCGCCAGGACACUUCACUUGCGACGACGGCUCCUGCAUCUCUGCCAACAUGAGGUGCGACUUUCAGCCUGACUGUAAAGACGAGAGUGACGAAACGGAAUGCGAGACCGUCACCCUCCCGCCCGCAUAUAAGUCCAACAUACCGCCACGCCCCGCCUUUUCCACGCCCGACACCCCCGCCCACCCGAUCUCCCUUCACAUCACCGUGCUUAGUCUGGAGAUUGUUACGGGCAAGAUGGAGAUCGUAAUGGACUUCAUCGCCAUGCUCAGAUGGACUGACCCGCGCCUCGUGUUUCGGGACCUGAAACACGACCAGGCGACCAAUGCCCUCCAGCUCUCCGCCCUCAGGAGUCUGUGGGUGCCGCAGGUGUCGUUCAGCAACGCGAAGGGCAACGCUCACACCCUGUUAGACGAGGAGACAAAAGGCCUGGUGCUGCGACAUGGCGAGGCGCGCCCGGGCGACCACACCCACGCCAGGGAGGUGGACUUCUUCGGCGGCGAGGAGAACCCGGUGGUGGCGUCACGGAAGUACUCAGCGACAUACCGGUGCAGCCUCGACCUCACCCUGUACCCCUUCGACACUCAGGAGUGCAACUUCGUGUUCCUGCUAACGUCAGCCCGUAAGGAGAGGUUGCAGAUGGUGCGGGAUGGGAAGGGCGUCACGUAUAGCGGGUCGCGGCAGCUGCUCGAGUACAGCAUUGUGUCCAUUGUAACAAGGCCCGCCAAUCACACCAGAUACAGCGCCCUCCAGGCUAUUGUUCGGUUCCGGCGGCGUUACGGCUUCGCUAUCCUGACGGUGUACACGCCCUCCUGUUUCUUCGUCAUCAUCGCCUACCUUACCACUUUCUAUCCGCUCUCCAACCUGCAGGUGCGUGUGGUAAUCGCCCUCACGGCCAUGCUGGUGCUCACAACGCUGCUCAGCCAAGUGUCAUCUAACCUCCCCAGAAACUCCUACUUUAAGGCCCUCGACGUGUGGAUGUUCGGGGCCAUUGGGCUUAUCUUCUCCAUUCUUAUCCUGCAGACUGUGGUAGACGUGGUGGCGAGAGGCGAGGAGGCUAGCAAGGUGUCGCCGAAGCAGGACAAAGGAAUGGUGCACGUGGAAUCAAGCAUAAUGGGUCCCAGGAAGACAGCUGAAGAUCUCUUCCCGAGGACCCUAUUAGCGCCGCGGAUGAUGCGAGCUAUGCAAGUGGGCUAUCCGGCGGUGACUUUUGGCCUGGUGGUGGCUUACGUCGCCUACCUCUUCGCUGCCCUUAAUUAAAAGUAUUGCUAGAAAAACUGAAGAGAAAGAAGUGACGGGAAUUGACUGACUGUGUGUGUGUGUGUGUGUGUGUGUGUGUGUGUGUGUGUGUUAACUCCUUGCAUUAUGAGGUAAGAUCCGUAUUCUUUAAAUGCUUUCCUCUUUCAUCAGAAAAUUUUUUGCCACGGUGACAAUUAGUCAGGUUUUCAUGAAUGUUCUUUCAACUGAUAGUGCAGAAUCCUUGUUGAAUUGUCACUAGAAUCAUGAAAAAUCACUGAAAACCCACAUAUAACUAAUUAAUUCUGUUAAAUGUUAGAUCUAUCACUAGAAUCAUUAAAAGUUGUUGGAAACCCUCGUAAUUUUCAUUAGAGCCUGCUGUAUGAAAGAGUAAUACGACUAAGUCUUUAGAAUCAAAUUUCUAAGCCUUUGUGAGAUAGUUUCUAAUCCUGUGGCACCUUUUACGAUCCCGUUCCGAGUACCGUGUCUCGAGAAAGUUUAUAUUUUAUUCUUGUUUUUUCUCUGACAGUGCCAUAUGAUCUCAGUAAUGUGUCUUAGAUCAUUCAUUAAGUUUUAUCUUUCCUCUAGACGUGUUGUGGUGCCUCUGUCAUACUUAAUGAUAUAUUCAUGUUUUCACUAGCACGAUAUUAAUAUAUGUUGUAAUAAAAAUCUAUUGGAAAAAUUAAAAUGUUGCCUUACGUUCCAA
This is a messenger RNA of Scylla paramamosain (green mud crab), 2003 nucleotides long. Its product is annotated as serotonin-gated chloride channel mod-1-like. Gene Ontology annotation, biological process: nervous system process; signal transduction; regulation of membrane potential. Gene Ontology annotation, molecular function: extracellular ligand-gated monoatomic ion channel activity; protein binding; transmembrane signaling receptor activity. Gene Ontology annotation, cellular component: neuron projection; synapse; plasma membrane. NCBI's taxonomy places the organism in Eukaryota, Metazoa, Arthropoda, Malacostraca, Decapoda, Portunidae. The record is from RefSeq and is a predicted model, not a curated record. The transcript has 8 exons. The coding region runs from base 113 to 1321 and encodes 402 amino acids.